AUGAAGCUCUAUUACGAGGCCUCGCGGUUUCUGACCGACUCCAAGUCUGGAUCUUUACAGAACCGGGUCUUUGGGUCGUAUCGGGACAAGAAGAUCCAGUCUGACCCAAAACACGUUUAUGCUUUGGUGCUUUCGACGUUGAAAUACAAGCCUUUUAUUUUGGAGAUCAUCAAGAAGUGCAAGUUGCUGACGAUCGAGAAGAAAGCCAAGCUUACCGAGCCCAUGGCACUGUUGCUGGUCCACGACUUGCUGUUCUCCAAAGGAGGCAGAAUCCAUAGCAAACACCAUCCGUUGAAAGACGCCAUAGUCCGCAAUAAAACUAGACUCCAUGCAGAGCUGACCAAGUUGAAGCUCAAGCACGGGGUCCGUUCGCUAGAGGACCUCAUAGAGGACGACGAGACGCCCGUGAGAUGGUUCCGGGCAAAUCGCGUGAAAACCACGGCCGCGAAAGUCGUUGAGGAACUGAGUCAUCUGCGACAGGUGUUCAGCAUUGAGGAUAUCGAGAAGGGCACCAUCUACCACGACGAGUACGUGACAGACCUGUUUGGGAUCCAUCCGCGCGAAGAUCUUGUUUCCACGCGACUGUACAAGGCGGGCGAGGUGAUUAUUCAGGACCGUGCGUCGUGCUUCCCUGCUUUCAUUCUGAAUCCACAGCCUGGAAAAGAUCUAAUCAUUGACUCCUGUGCGGCCCCUGGCAACAAGACCACGCACUUGGCGGCCAUUUUGCGCAACAGUCCAGAGUCCGUGAUAGCGUUCGAGAAGAACAAAGAGCGUGCCAAGGUGCUGGAGAAGAUGUGCGACAAGGCAGGAGGUUUAGGGUGUAUUCGUGUGCAGCAGGGAGAUUUCACAGCUACCAACCCAGAGGAAUAUCCACAGGUGACCGGUUUGUUAGUUGACCCGUCGUGCUCUGGAAGCGGGAUCUUUGGCCGCGCGUUCGAGGAAAACGACGCCCAGGAGUACACAGAGGAACGGCUCAAGAAACUGGCCAGUUUCCAGGCCUCCAUUAUGAAACACGCCAUGAAGUUCCCGAACGCGCGCAAGAUCGUGUACUCGACGUGCUCUAUCCAUGCGCAGGAGAACGAGCAGGUUGUGGUGGAUCUGUUGCUGGACAAGGCGGUUCAAAAGCAGGGCUGGAGAGUGUGCAACCGCAAGGACGUGAUCCCCAGCUGGCCACGACGCGGUCUCGUGGAGGAGUUCAGCGCUAUGGAGAACCCAGAAGCCUGUGCAGAAGGGUGUAUUCGGACGAUGCCAAAAGUGGAAGGAGGAAUCGGUUUCUUCGCUAUCUGGGGUCUUGAUGGUGUCCUCCUUGAGGUUGGCAUCGACGGCGGAGUAGAUCCGGGCAGCAGCUUCUGGAUAGCCCAUGAACUCCAACAUCAGAGCACUGGAACGGAUGGUUGCAAUUGGGUUGGCAAUGCCCUUUCCUUCAAUAUCUGGGGCAGAACCGUGACAUGGCUCUCCAAUGGCAAAGUUGUCUCCAACGUUGGCAGAAGGAACAACACCCAACGAUCCAACAAGAGCAGCAGCUCCGUCAGACAAAAUGUCUCCGUAAAGGUUUGGAGCCACAACAACGUCAAAGAUUUCUGGCUCACGGAACAUUCUGUCCUCUGUGUUUUCUCUAACAAUGACCAUGUCGACGGGUCUACCGAUACCUUCGACACUCUUGACUGGUCUGACGUUGGCGUAGAGACCAAGCUUUUUACGCAAAGCCACGAUCGGAGAAGAGUAGCCUUGGACUUUGGUGGUUGGAGACGAGACUGCACCGAAAAGUGCGCCGUCGCACGAGUCCUGCAGAACCUUGACGGUUUCAUCUGGAAGAGCGGUACCAGUCUGUUUGAACAGUUCGAAACCGGCCUUGAGGUCGGUGAACUCGAAUUUCAGGUUCAGAUCAGAUGGAAGAGCUUCCAACACCUGUUUACCAGCAGGAAUGACCUCUCUUCCAAUUCCGUCUCCUGGAAUUAA
Messenger RNA from Ogataea philodendri, 1959 nucleotides. RefSeq lists its product as uncharacterized. The record is from RefSeq and is a predicted model, not a curated record. Gene Ontology annotation, molecular function: methyltransferase activity. Gene Ontology annotation, biological process: rRNA base methylation. The transcript is spliced from 3 exons. The coding region runs from base 1 to 1959 and encodes 652 amino acids. Gene Ontology annotation, cellular component: nucleolus. NCBI's taxonomy places the organism in Eukaryota, Fungi, Ascomycota, Pichiomycetes, Pichiales, Pichiaceae.